AUGAGCGACAAGGCUGCUAUUUAUUCCAUCAUCUGGGCGUGUGUCUCAUCAUGGUAUUAUGGGUAUCAUCUGUCCGAAUUGAACUUCCCUGUAGAUUCACUCACAUGUAUAACGCCCGCCUAUCCUCCACUCUCAAGAUUACCCCUAUGUCUGAACCUAGAUGCGACGUUGUACAGCGUGGUGACGGCUAUCUUCACUGUUGGGGGACUGAUAGGAAGCUUAGCGAGCUCGUGGAUCGUUGAGAAAGAGGGGAUCAAAGGUGGCAUAGCUUUAACAGGUUAUCUAAAUUUGAUGGGAGUAUUAGGAAUGGGUAUAGCACCUCAUUGGAUCUUACUUGCUCUAGGAAGAUUACUUGUAGGGAUAUCAUCAGGUAUAGCAAUAUGUUUGGUCCCACCAUACCUUUCUAUGAUAGCUCGAUCAUCACCCGAAUUAGCAGCAAAAUCAGGUCAAAUAGGGUCCAUGAAUCAAUUAGCUAUUGUAUUAGGUAUCUUCUCAGCUCAAUUUGCGGGACUUAUUUUAACUGGAAGUAAAGGAAACGUUCCUGGAAGUUGGAGAUAUGUCGUUGCGAUCUCAGGAAUAGUAGCUGCUGUACAGAUCGUUACUGCAGGACAGAUCGUCGCUCCUAAUGAGAAACCCGCAGAUGUCGUUCCGAACUCUGAAGGUGGGGACGUGGAAGAAGGUGACGUGACAAGAACCAGAGAGACAGAUGAAGCAGCUUCACCUCUCUUGCCAUCUUCAUCUACAUCUUCAUCUACCUCUUCAGUCAACCCAUCCGAGCAGCUCACCCUUCAUUCCAUACUUGGUAACCGGACACUCAAAGGUCCAGCAAUAUUAGUAGCUACGUUCAUGGCAAUCCAACAGCUAUCAGGGGUCAACGCUGUGGUAUUUUAUUCUACUCCUGUACUCAAACCGAUAUUACCCGCUUCAGCUGGAAUGAUGAGUAUAGGUAUCACAGUCGUCAAUGCUGUAAUGACUUUACCAGCUAUAUUCUUGAUGGACCGCUUGGGAAGAAAGACUUUGUUACUAGCUUCGAUAGCUGGAAUGGCAAUCACAAGUACUCUCUUGGCUAUAGGUCUUGAUAGUGGACAUCAAACGUUAUCAGCAGUCUCAAUAGUCACUUUCAUCGCUUCAUUCUCUAUCGGAUUAGGUCCAGUUCCGUUUUUGUUGGUUUCAGAACUUGUACCUUCUCCAGCUAUACCGGCAGUUUCAUGUUUGGCGGUGUCGACCAAUUGGAUAACCAACUUCCUCAUAGCACUCUUGUUCUUACCUCUUCGAGACUUCUUAUCCACUCCAGUGGAUCCAAGAGAUCCCAUAAGUGAUAGAAAAGGAGAGGGAAGAGUUUUCUACGUAUUCACAGGCAUAUUGAUAUUUGGUGGUCUGUUGGUUAUCAGAGGUCUGAAGAAUGGGAAGUAG
Molecule: messenger RNA, 1413 nt
Organism: Kwoniella shivajii
Lineage: Eukaryota; Fungi; Basidiomycota; Tremellomycetes; Tremellales; Cryptococcaceae
Exons: 8
Coding region: 1-1413 (470 amino acids)
Biological process (GO): monosaccharide transmembrane transport
Cellular component (GO): membrane
Molecular function (GO): hexose transmembrane transporter activity
Source: RefSeq, a predicted model, not a curated record